UAGUCGCGGUUGCCAAUCGGCCGGCGAAGCACAGGCCAAAGAAAUAUAAAAUAAAAGCGAAACAGCAGGCAAAAAGAGGAGUCGGUGUUCAAAGAACUGAAAAAACUGGGUUAAUACCAUGCCCGGGCUAUAGGCCAAGUUAUCUAUAAUAAUAUAGGCCAUAUUAUUCGACGUAGAGUGGGUGGCGUGGUGGAGGAGUGGCGGCGGCAGCAGCAGCAGUAGACGGGCUUAUAAAUUAUGGAGCUACGCGAAUUGCGCGGUGGAAAUGGUGGAAGCGGAGGAGUUGGUGCCCCUGGAACAUCUGCAACAUCGGUAAAUGGAGCCCCAAGUCCCGAACUUGGUGGCAUUUGUAUUGGUGGCGCCGGCGGAGGACAGCGAAUGCCCACCAAAGCGGAUAUAUUCAUGGAACAGCUAAACGCCACCAAUGCCAAAAAGGUGGCGCUGCUCCUGGUCCUCGGAUUUAUCAUUUACCACGGCCUGCUCAACUGGAACUAUGGCAGUGACUCCUGCCAGUGGCUGCUGUCCAAGGGCCGAUUCAAGGGCGACAACGAGUGGCAGCCGUACGGUUGCAUGGUGCACAAGUACUCCCUCACUGACACAAGGCGAUGUUUGCGUUACCUCGCCUUCUUUGACAACAAGAACAACUUUGUGUUCAUUGGGGACAGGAGUGUGCGGCUGCUUUAUGACCGAUUUGUGGAGCAACUGCGUCUACCGUUGGCUGCAGAUGAAUUGCCCGAUGAGGAGGAUAAUAACGCCUCGAUAACGGAUGGCUCGGCACGUUUCGAAGACAAGAAGCUGCACAUGCUGGCCCAGUAUAUUCGGGCGGAGGAGGUAAGUCCGACGCUGAUUGAGCAGCUGUACCGCCUAGAGGCAGAGAAGCAACUGUCCUCCGUUUACGUGGUGGGCUUUACAUAUGCCAGUUUACUUGCCGGCAACACCACGGAUGAUGUGUUGCGCCAAUAUGCCGCUAACCUCACGUUGCUCGUGGCUCCAUUUCAUCGACUGGUGGCGCAAACAUCCCGGGUCCUCUGGAAACUAGCAGAUCGUGUGGAUGAGGAAAAACUGCCACCUAAUUGGAAGCUGUUGCAAAAUGAGCACAUUGAUCGUCUAAAUCAUGUGGCCCGGGGUGUUUUCCGUUACACAGAGGCCAGUGUUUGGGAAUCCGCCUGGCACAUAUCAAAUGGUCUGCAAGAUAAUGCCAUAGAUGGUCAUCAACUAUGCGCCCAUGGCCAGCGACUGGAAGUUCAGUUGCUGUGGAACAUGUACUGCAAUGAUUACAUGAACUACAAUGAUGGCACAUGCUGCAGUAGCUCUGAGCCGCACACCACACUGCAAAUAGUGGCAUAUGCCAUGUUUGGUGUCUGUAUGACCCUCGUGUGCGGUAUGUGCCUGCGGAGAUGGCUGCUUCAUCUGCGUGGUCAUACUUUGUAUGUGCCCUUGCAGCAGCAGCAGCAAUCGCAUGAAGGCGGAAGAACAGUAGGAGCACCUAAUAAUGCCUUAUCCGCUCUGAUAACCGACUAUGGCACACCCAUGGUGGCGCUAUCUCUGCUGGGCCUUAUUCUGGCCUAUUUCUAUCUUUGUGAUCGCACCAACUUCUUUAUGAAGGAGAACAAAUACUACUCGGAAUUCAGCUUUUGGAUACCAGUGGGCUAUGUCUUUGCCCUGGGACUGUUCUUUACGGAGGAUUCACGAUUUACCAAGGUGCUAAAUCGCGAUCAAACAGAUGAGCUGCGUGGCUGGAUAUUGCUGGUGGUGUUAAUAUAUUAUAUGACUGGAGCACAGCGAGUGCUGCCUAUUCACAUGCACAUCAAGCUAUUGAUCUCCGGAUACUUUUUCCUCACCGGAUACACACACUUUACACACCUAUGGCAGACUGGCAAUAGUGGCUCCUUGUUCGUGCGUUUCUUCCAAGCAAUGUUUCGAGCAAACUUUCUCAGUGUGCUGCUAUGUUUCUGCAUGAACCGGCCUUAUCAGUUUUAUUACUUUGUGCCACUACUCUCCUUCUGGCUGUGUGUUGUCUACUUUGUACUGGCCCUGCCACCAAGGAUAUCAUCUGCAUCAGUGGACGCCAAUCCGUUGCACUAUCUGUAUUUGGUGUGCAAGUGUAUUGGUUGUCUUGGCGGCAUCACUGUGCUCUUCAUGUCGGAGGUAUUCUUCGAGCGAAUCUUUGUGACGCGACCGUGGAAGGCGCUGUUUGUGACAACGGAUGAUGACCUGCACGAGUGGUGGCAUCAGUGGAAGCUGGAUCGAUAUACGGUGGCCUUUGGAAUGAUCUAUGCCGCCUGCUUUCAUAUUGCCCAAAAGUACAAUGUGUUCGAUGACAACAAUCAUGGAAAUCUGUUUUCCCGACGGACCUCCAUAUCGGUCACAUUGCUGGCACUACUAGGAGUUGGGGUGUAUACCUCGUUCUCGUUCUUGUGCCGCAACGUCCAGAACUGUGAGGAGAUUCAUUCCUACAUCCUGUUCAUCCCGAUUGUGGGCUAUGUGGUCCUCAGGAAUAUAUCCGGAAUCCUGCGAACUCGGUACUCGGCGUUCUUCGCCUGGUUUGGCCGCAUCUCGCUGGAGCUGUUCGUCUGUCAGUAUCACAUUUGGCUGGCCGCCGAUCGACAUGGAGUUUUGGUACUGCUUCCUGGUUUCCCUACGCUCAACAUGAUCAUCACGUCGUUCAUCUUUGUGUGCGCCUCACACGAAGUGCACCGUCUCACCCAAAUCCUGCUACCGUAUGCUGUGCCCAGCGACUGGCGUCUGGUCAUGCGCAACUUCGUCAUCUUUCUCAUCGUGCUAAUACCCGUCGCCCGAUCAGAUGGUAUGUUCUGAUCCUGAGCGAUUCGCAAUCCAAUUGCCGCCCAAGGUAGACCCAAAGUAUUCGAUAGAUAGCAGCCCCUAUGGCAAAAAGUUAAAAGAGCAAAUAAUAAGUGUUUUUAAACUUCAGGGUGGAUCGGUUUUAUAUUCAAGCUUCAAGUCUUAAAAACUAAAAAUCUUAAAAUUCUUUAGCCAUAUCUCAAUUCUUUCUAAAAGAUAUUUAACCUUAAUGGGCCAUAGGUCGAAAAUUGUUAACAAUAUACAAAAUCUGGCAUUCGUGCCGGAAAUUCAAAAGAGACAAUAAUUUAAUUUGUUUAUAUUACUUAAUUUUGUUAAUAUAUAUUUGAUUAUAGUUUUAUUUAGAUUAUUUCAAACUUCAAGUUAUAUUCGUAUCUUUACAAAUCGAACCACCCAAGUUUAUAUAGUGCGUGUCAUAGCUAUAAGAAGCAAACAAUAGUCAAGUCUCGAAACGGAACCUUAAACUUCAACUUAAUAAUAUGGUCAUUUGAUGAAAUUUAUCCUAAAUAGUAAUUUUGGUUUUAGCUAAAUUUGUUUUUCAAUUUACAACAUAGAUUUAAAGAUAAAAGAUUAUGUAACUCGAAACUUAAGUACCUUAAUUCGAUUUAAUUAUAGGUUUUUAGCUCCCAAUUAUUCUUUGAUAUUUUGAUUAGGAUGUAAUUUUAUUAACGGGAUUCAUGCAAAUAACUGCCUUAAGCCAAUAUUAUCAUUAUAUAUCCAAUAGAAUUUUUAUCGAUUAUGGCUUUAACUUAAAUACGCAAUAUUCUUAUGGUUCUGAAACGCACUGUAGGCACACCUUUAACUAUAAAUGAUAACAAAUUAAGAUAUAUAUAUAUAUAUAUCGACAUAUUUUACGCCUAUGUAUACAAUCUAGAGUUAAUUUAGCUUAAAUUUUGCACAAAUUACUUAACAAUUCAACCAACCAAGCAACACACACUCACACACACACUCAGUCAAACACAAGCAGCGGCAAACCAAAUGUAUGUAUAAAGCAAGAGAAUAAAGCAAUGGAUAUAUACUUAUACUUAUAA
Messenger RNA from Drosophila eugracilis, 3851 nucleotides. Its product is annotated as N-acetylneuraminate 9-O-acetyltransferase. The record is from RefSeq and is a predicted model, not a curated record. NCBI's taxonomy places the organism in Eukaryota, Metazoa, Arthropoda, Insecta, Diptera, Drosophilidae. The transcript is spliced from 3 exons. Bases 238 to 2817 code for a protein of 859 amino acids.